GUGUUAGCAUAAGUAUGGGAUUGAUUUUCAUGACCUUCGCCACCUAUGUGUUAUACAAAGUCAUCAAGAAAACAAAGGCCAAGAGACGAAAASAAAGGUUAUAUAAACGCAAUGGUGGUUUACUUCUUGAGCAACAGGAGGCAACYAAUACUGGUUUAGUUGAUCAUAGAACCAUACUUUUCACCUCCAAGGACUUGGAGAAGGCCACCAACCAUUUUCACGAUAACCGAAUUCUUGGUCGAGGAGGUCAAGGCACUGUGUAUAAAGGCAUGUUAGCCGAUGGAAGGAUUGUCGCAGUUAAGAAAUCUACAGUUGUUGACGAAAGCCGACUAGCUCAGUUCAUCAACGAGGUUGUCRUUCUUUCACAACUCAAUCAUCGGAAUGUGGUCAAGCUAUUGGGAUGUUGCCUAGAGACAGACGUUCCUUUGCUUGUCUACGAAUUCAUAUCUAAUGGCACCUUGUACAACCUUAUUCAAAACGACACCGAUGAUUUCCCAUUUUCUUUGAGCAUAAGAUUACAAAUAGCUGCCGAGGUUGCAGGAGCACUUUCUUACUUACAUUCCGCAACUUCCAAUCCGAUAUACCAUAGGGACAUCAAGACCAGUAACAUACUUUUGGAUGAAAAAUACAGAGCCAAAGUUUCUGACUUUGGAACUUCAAGAUUAGUAUCAGUAGAUCAAACCCACUUAACCACGUUAGUCAAAGGGACAUUCGGUUACUUUGAUCCGGAGUACUUCCAAUCU
This is a messenger RNA of Cynara cardunculus var. scolymus (artichoke), 743 nucleotides long. Its product is annotated as wall-associated receptor kinase-like 9. The annotation marks the transcript as partial. Gene Ontology annotation, biological process: cell surface receptor signaling pathway; protein phosphorylation. The record is from RefSeq and is a predicted model, not a curated record. Gene Ontology annotation, molecular function: protein serine/threonine kinase activity; ATP binding. NCBI's taxonomy places the organism in Eukaryota, Viridiplantae, Streptophyta, Magnoliopsida, Asterales, Asteraceae. The transcript has a single exon. Gene Ontology annotation, cellular component: plasma membrane.